This is a messenger RNA of Phoenix dactylifera (date palm), 1828 nucleotides long. Its product is annotated as nematode resistance protein-like HSPRO1. Gene Ontology annotation, biological process: defense response. NCBI's taxonomy places the organism in Eukaryota, Viridiplantae, Streptophyta, Magnoliopsida, Arecales, Arecaceae. Gene Ontology annotation, molecular function: metal ion binding; heme binding. The record is from RefSeq and is a predicted model, not a curated record.
UAGAAAAUUUCUUCCACACGCUUCCCCGUUCCCACUUCCCACCGCGAUCCCACUACUGCUGCCUAUAUAUAUCCCAUUUCUUUCAUCCAAGCAAAGCAAAGGCUUCCCUUCCUUCGAUCCUCCCUUAAAAUCAUUCUCGCACGUCGCUGAUGAUCGAUUUGGAGCGGAAAACAGCAAAUAUGGCAACGACCGGGAUAUCCGCUGGAUCGCACAGAAAUCCAUACCUAUCCGCUCCCUCUUCACCACAAAUCCGAGACGCCUCCGCUACUUGCGCUUACGAGCAGUACCUCCGCCUCCCAGAGCUCUCCAAGCUCUGGAGCUCCAAAAAUUUCCCCGGGUGGAAGAACGAGUCCAUCCUCAAGCCGACCCUGCAGGCCUUGGAGAUCACGUUCCGGUUCAUCUCUGUCACCCUAUCCGACCCGCGACCAUAUGCGAACCGCCGGGAGUGGAAGCGGCGGCUCGAGUCCCUCGCCGGUCGCCAGAUCGAGCUCAUCGCCACCCUCUGCGAAGAGGAGGAGCUCGGCCGCGGGGUGCCGGUGGCCGACCUCAGCUCAUCCAAGGGGGUCCUGUCUCGAGAACAGAGCUCUCAGGAGGUCUGGCAGCUCCCCGGGACGUCCACCGUCGUGAGCCGCACGAGCACGGCGAGCCUCCUUCCAAGGCUAGCCAUAUGGGAGAAAUCGGAGGACGUGGCCUCUAAAAUCCUCUUCCAGAUCGAGAGCCAGAUGCACCGAUGCGCCUUCACCCUUGGACUGGGCGAGCCCAACCUCGCCGGAAAGCCCGCCCUCGACUACGAUAUCGUCGUCCGGCCGUCGGAUCUGCACUCCCUCAAGAAAAGCCCGAUGGAGUCCAAGAAUCAAGAGAACCAGACGCUCUUCACCGCCCACCAGAUUCUGGAAUCGUGGCUCUUCGCCGCCCGGGAGCUGUUGGAAAGAAUAGGAGAGAGGAUGGACGGGAAGGAUUGGGAGAAGGCGGCGAGCGAUUGCUGGCUCCUGGAGCGGGUGUGGAAGCUUCUGGCCGAGGUGGAGGACCUCCACCUCCUGAUGGACCCGAACGACUUCCUCCGCCUCAAGAGCCAGCUCGGGAUCAGCGCCGCCUCCGGAUCGGAGGCGUUCUGCUUCCGGUCGAACGCUCUGCUCCGUGUCACGAAUGGCUCCAGGGAUCUGAAGCGCACGGUGCCUUGGAUUCUCGGGGUGGAGGUCGACCCCAGCGGCGGGCCCCGGGUUCAGGAAGCGGCCAUGAGGUUGUUCCACAGCCGGAGGAGGGGCGAGGAUGGGAGGGUUGGUCUGCUGCAGGCGCUGCCGGCGAUCGAAACGGCGGUGAAGAAGUUCUUCUUCGCGUACCGGCAGUUGAUCGUGGCCGUCAUGGGGAGCUUGGAAGCGAGCUGCAACCAGGCCCUGUGCCUGCCGUCGGAGUCCUUGGGUUCGCUAUCGCACAUGUUCUUGGAGCCGCCCUAUUUCCCGAGCUUGGAUGCGGCCAAGGCGUUCUUGGGAAGCUUCUGGCAGAACGAGCAUGGUAACUUCCGGAGCGGAUCGGAUAGCCGAUCGUGAAUGCGGUGUGCGUAUGUCGAGGUUUUAGGUGCAGUACACGGCUCCGGUCUGGUGUGCUAUCGUAGUGCCACUAUACGUAUUUAUUCAUACCUUGAACCCUAUGGAUUCUGUUGAAUUUGAAUUAUUUAUCAUAUAUGUCUGUAUAUGAGCUUACAGAGUCGAAUGCUUGCUUAGAUGAUGGUGCCACUUGCGAGUUGCGACCAGUGGUGCCGUACAAGAUGUUUUUUUUUUUUUGGUACUCGUAUUGAUUAGCGUGAUUCAAACGAUUCAAUCCAUUCUUU